CCAGUCCCUUCCUCGGAAGUAGACGUAUCUGUCUAUUCCCCUUUUCUUUUUUAUAUUUUUGCAAUAACCCCUUUUCCCCAACAAUUAGCCCAAUGGACGCCAGGAUGGACGACUAAACCGAAGAACGGGUCCCCGAUUUCAGCCCGUAAUUCAACCUCGGAACUGAGUGGACCGGAUGAAAUCCAUCUGUGGUUUUCUCCGCUUCACAGGGGAGGUAGCUGUAUCCAGUGGGGAGGUAGGCUCAACCAGGGAAGGAAAGAAUGAAGUUCACCGAACCCUGGGGACGCCAGAGGCUGUCUUUUCUUCUGGAAAAGGCAGCCUCUAGGGAAGCCAAGAUGUGGAAGGUCUACGUGCCAAAGAAGCCCUCCCCACAGGAUACAGACAUCUCCCCUGCACAGCGGGAUGAGGCCGUGCGCUGGUUGACGGAGCUCCACAGCAAACUGAAGAUGUACCCAGAGACCCUGGUGUUAGCGGUUAGCAUUCUGGACCGCUUCCUGGCUCCCAUCAAAGCCCGUCCAAAGUACCUGCGCUGCAUCGCCAUUGCCUGCUUCUUCCUGGCUGCCAAGACCUGUGAGGAGGACGAGUGUGUGCCCUCUCUGAGGGAGCUGGCUGCCUCCAGCAGCUGUGGCUGUUCUCCAUCAGAGAUCCUGAGGAUGGAGCGGAUCAUCCUGGACAAACUGAACUGGGAUCUGCACACCGCCACACCGCUGGACUUCCUGCACAUCUUCCAUGCGAUGGUCUUGUCGUGUCGUUCUGGGUUUUUGGACUCCAUGUUGGGACUGAACCGUUCUCAGCACCUCGCCCUGCUCACACAGCGACUCUACCACUGUCUGGCCGACCACACGCUCAUAAAGCUCAGAGGAUCCAUGCUGGCCUUGGCCCUCAUCACCCUAGAGCUGGAGACCUGUUGUCCUGACUGGCUGGCUCUCACCAUAGACCUGCUAAAAAAGGCACAGAUCGACAGCUCUGAGUUGAUUCGGAGUCGAGAGCUCGUGGCUCGUAGUCUGUCCACACCGAGAGCUUCCCUGCCUCCAAACACUGUCUACAUCUACCAACCCCUGCAGAGCCAAACCACCCCGCAGCCUCCGGACCAGGACCCCCCACCCCCCUGCUACACACUGGGGACCACCACCACCGAGUCUUCCAGGGACCACACCCAUGUCACCGCCCCUGUUUCCCAACCACACACACCUGCUGGUAGGGAGCAGGGGAGCCAGCAGCCCUGGAGCUCCGCCUUCUCCUCGUCCUCCACGAACAGCAGUAUCCCAGCUCUACUGUCUCCACCCAAACAGCUCCGUCAUCUUAACCAGCUGCAGAGGGUCACGCUGCGCUGCAAGGCCUCGGCCAAGCGCAAGGUGGAGGAGAUGGAGGUGGACGACUUCUACGACGGCAUCAAGCGCCUCUACAACGAAGACGUCACCACCACCACCACCACCUCUGCCAUCCAGGAGGGGUCAACACCUGCAACUGGGGCGAUGACAACAGGAGGAGGAGGAGGCGGCCUGGGUGUCUGCAGUGUCCUGUUGCCCCGACAGGAAGGCAGUUCCUCCCCCUGCCCGCCUCUGCAGCCAGUCAGUGCCUCCUAGAGACCAAACCUGUCUACCAAAACCACCUUAACACCGACAUCAUGUUUCACUUUCACUUUAAGCUGAUCAACAGGGUUUUUAUCAAAUAGUGACGU
Scomber japonicus (chub mackerel) is the source of this 1681-nucleotide messenger RNA. It is a transcript of the gene ccni, whose product is annotated as cyclin I. Gene Ontology annotation, cellular component: cytoplasm; cyclin-dependent protein kinase holoenzyme complex; nucleus. Lineage: Eukaryota; Metazoa; Chordata; Actinopteri; Scombriformes; Scombridae. Gene Ontology annotation, biological process: regulation of cyclin-dependent protein serine/threonine kinase activity; mitotic cell cycle phase transition. Gene Ontology annotation, molecular function: cyclin-dependent protein serine/threonine kinase regulator activity. The coding region runs from base 261 to 1586 and encodes 441 amino acids. The transcript is spliced from 10 exons. The record is from RefSeq and is a predicted model, not a curated record.